Cucurbita pepo subsp. pepo (vegetable marrow) is the source of this 435-nucleotide messenger RNA. RefSeq lists its product as uncharacterized. The record is from RefSeq and is a predicted model, not a curated record. NCBI's taxonomy places the organism in Eukaryota, Viridiplantae, Streptophyta, Magnoliopsida, Cucurbitales, Cucurbitaceae.
AUGGCGACCCAUCCAACCAGACCACAAGAACAGGAUGACCUUCAGGACAUCGACGAGGCCAUUCCUUCAAAUGGGUGUGGCGGCUGUUUUCGGCUAUUCGGGUUUGGGUUUGGGUUCAAUCGGAACGGUAAUUACGAAGGUAGAAGUCUUCUGCAGCAGCAAGAGGGAUGGGAAGAGGAGUCUUGGAUGGUGAGGAAAUUGAAGAAGCUGAAGGAUGUUUCAGAAAUGGUGGGUGGACCCAGAUGGAAGAACUUCAUCAGAAAAAUGGGUGGCUUUUUUAAGAGGAAAAAACAGAGGAAAAACAGGUUUCAGUAUGACCCUGAAAGCUAUGCUCUCAAUUUCGACGACGGUUUCGAUGGGGAAGACGACGAUCAUCAUCCUCCAAUUGCCUUUUCUACGAGGUUUUCUAUUCCUUUGGCUUCAAGUGAUUGUUGA